GACGGGCUGCUCCGGCAGCAGCAGCGAGAGGCGGAGCAGGCGGGCGGCGAGCAGGGACUGCCUUCCUUUCGCUCACUCCUUCCCCAGAAACGCAGCCGCUGCCGCAAGGACCGAGCCGCCCGCCAGCCCGCCCCCUCCAGGGAGAGCUUCUCGCGCCAAGCUCCUCGGAGUCUUUUCCAAAAUGCCAUCUGGGGGUCUUUGAUGUGCAUCGCCUGCGCUUCCGUGAAUGAGAAGAACAUCGCGAUGCAAUAGAAGAAGCAGAAGGUGCUUUGAAAUAUCUUUAUAAAACGCACCAGUCAAGCCAAGAACAAGACUCCCAACCCCAAACCCCGGAAAAGAAGCGUCAGCCUUCCUUUCUGGGGCGAGGGGAGAUGAUCAUGCUGAGCUGGAAUCAGUUCUCCACGUCGCGCCCUCUACUCUUCCUGGCCGCGCUCCUGGUGGUGGAGAGCUCCCAGCUAGACGGCACCAAGGUGAACUCUAUCAAGUCCACCCUAAUGGGCGAGACGCCGACGCAGGCGACCACCAACAGGUCGACCACCUUCCACCAAGGAUUGGCUCUCGGGAGCAGCAAGAAGGGCAAAAUCUUGGGCCAGGGGGGCAAGGGGCUGAAGCAUUAUCACCGGCAAGGCGAGGCUUACCCUUGCACCAAUGACAAGGAGUGUGAAGUUGGGAAAUACUGCCACAGUCCCCAUCAAGCGACGUCUGCCUGCAUGAUUUGUAGGAGGAAAAAGAAGCGCUGUCACAGAGAUGGCAUGUGCUGCCCUGGGAACCGCUGCAACAAUGGUAUUUGUAUACCAGUAACUGAGAGCAUUCUUACUCCCCACAUCCCAGCCUUGGAAGUACCUCGCAACAAGAAAAAUAAUCAUUAUCCCACUAAGGACUUGGGAUGGCAGAAUCUCGGGAAAGGGCAGACCAAACUGACACACACAAAAGGCCACGAAGGAGACUCCUGCUUAAGGUCUUCCGACUGCACUGAGGGCUUUUGUUGUGCUCGCCAUUUCUGGACCAAAAUUUGCAAACCCGUCUUGCACCAGGGGGAAGUGUGCACCAAGCAACGCAAGAAGGGGUCCCACGGCUUGGAGAUUUUCCAGCGAUGUGACUGUGCCAAAGGGCUGUCAUGCAAAAUCUGGAAAGACGCCACUUACUCUUCAAAAGCGAGGCUUCACGUGUGCCAGAAGAUCUGAUGGUGGACUGGGAGACUGUCAUUCACAGGCCCGUGAAGAACUGGCAAAAUGUACACAUCGCAGCACCGUAGAAUGCAAGGAUUGUAAAUAAGAACCAAAUGGCCAAAGUGUCCAUUGCCGUGGGAAGAAACAACAUCCCAAACUGAAUUAUAUUUCUGCCCUGGAGGUGAAUACGGUGGCAGCUGGCCUUUCAUUUGUGAAGUGGUGCCUCUCUGCCAAUGCUGCCAGACAUUUGUGGAAAAGCACCAUGCCAAUGACAUUUGACAUUUAACUCAUGUUUGACGUAUGGCUUUGUGAAUUCUCCACAUUGGUUGUGGUUAGGUUCCCCCCCCCCCAUUAUGAUUGUAAAAUAUUGCUAUAUGACAUAUUUACAACACAAAGCAGUGCUUUGCCAAAUGACUUUUCUAUCGGCACCUUCUUGGGUACUGAACAAAAAACCAUCUUAGUAAACUGAAGCUAUCAGAGGCCAAGGGAAAAAACUACCAUACAUGUCUUUAUCUGUUAACAUUACCCAUGAACAACCCAAGGCUGUCACUUGAAUGAGAAAUAUUCUCCUGCCAAACAAGGGCUACAUCUGGAAGACUGCAGUGCAAAUGGAAAAAUCUCACUCAUUUCACACACACACACACACACACACACACACACAUGUGCCUGGCAAAAUCUGCCUUGAACAGAGGUAAUAAAGCAGGGAUGAUGUUUUAGAUUUGCAUACUGUUAAGCAUUUGGACCACAACACCAAAAUAAUUUCAUCUUCAUAGCCAAUGGCUUCUGUUUGUCUCAGUUUACUGCUAGCACACAGGAGGCUAACAGAGAAAAAAAGGCAAAGUGUCCAUGAAUGCAUUCUGAGCAGAAUUGUAUGCUGAGCUGCUAGCUGUAAAUAGUGGGGAAUUGUGGGUUGUAUUGUGAACUGUUUUUCAGCUUUGCCUCUGGCGGAGGCAUCCAGUGUCCAUUGACUGUGUGUACUACUAAAUAACAGCAUCAACAGAGCUUUCAGUACAGAUCUUCUGUGGUUUGGAGACAUUAAAAUGGAAGCAUCCUAUGCCAGCAGCAACAGGGGGGAAACGAAAAGAAAACAAGAUGGACAUGGAUGCACAAAGUGUGAUCAGCAAAUGACAUCACAUGAUAAAAUAUAACAACUCAGACUUGCAAAUAUUUGGAAUGUGCAUAGUAUCACUUGCUACUGGAUUCCCAUUGAUUGCAGUGGAUAACAGUGUUCACUAUCACCGCCAAAGUAUUAAUGGACUGACAAAGAUGAAUGGUUCAAUCAUUCCACCUCCACCCUUCUAACACGCUUGCGUUUUCUUUUACUAUACUCACUUAUUUUUCAAAUGUGUUAUUUGUGUAAGCAUUGGAGCCUUGAAAAGGGGUAGGAUCACUCUCCAGGAAAUAUUGUUGAUUGGAGAAGAGAAUGGUAUUCCUUUUUUAAAUGCUACUCAGAGGCGGGAUGUGUGUGUGUGUCUGUGUGUGUAAGACUGAGUUUUUCCUGCUACCAUGUGCCAUUUGCAACAGCAGUGUGAUCGUAUCUAUGUGAAAGUGAAGCGUCUGAAGCAGUCUAACGAAAAAGGGGUUCCCUGGCUAUCUCACUUUCCACAAGCCAUAUUUUCCUGGCUUCCCAUAGCCACCUUAUGACAAUGUGCCAUGAAAACUAAUGUAUGGUCUAUUUGUAACCAGUAUCGAAAUUCCUCAGUAAAUGCAAGCCUUAUGCUACAUUUUCUUUAUUUCUAUUUUUUUUUAAAAAAAGUAACUCUCAUAUAUUUGUGAAUAAGGAGAAUGAUUUAUCACGUCAUUAUCAAACCACAGGGUUGGAAGGUACCUAAAAUUAUCUAGGAGCAUGUGUCUACACUACAAAUAGAAGCUGGAUUUGAACCAGUCCAUCUGCCAUGGCUUCUUCACUAACUGUCCUUUAAGGAGAGUGCUGAAAAUUAUUUUAAGAUUCCACUUUGAUGGACUUCAAAGAAAGCCAUGACAAUGAAAUAGUUUUAAGAGCAGAGUGCAUAUAUAUAUCCUGGGUCCAGCCCUUUGAC
This is a messenger RNA of Lacerta agilis (Sand lizard), 3208 nucleotides long. RefSeq names its product dickkopf WNT signaling pathway inhibitor 2 (gene DKK2). Bases 372 to 1184 code for a protein of 270 amino acids. The record is from RefSeq and is a predicted model, not a curated record. Gene Ontology annotation, molecular function: receptor antagonist activity; co-receptor binding. Gene Ontology annotation, biological process: negative regulation of canonical Wnt signaling pathway; multicellular organism development. Gene Ontology annotation, cellular component: extracellular region. Lineage: Eukaryota; Metazoa; Chordata; Lepidosauria; Squamata; Lacertidae. The transcript is spliced from 4 exons.